Molecule: messenger RNA, 7010 nt
Organism: Hyla sarda
Lineage: Eukaryota; Metazoa; Chordata; Amphibia; Anura; Hylidae
Gene: SART3
Product: spliceosome associated factor 3, U4/U6 recycling protein
Exons: 20
Coding region: 575-3397 (940 amino acids)
Biological process (GO): RNA processing
Molecular function (GO): protein binding; RNA binding
Source: RefSeq, a predicted model, not a curated record
AUUAUUGGGACGAGUCACAAAGGGCACGGCCGGAUCCCAUUGAUUGGUUCCGUUGUUUUAGAGGAGUAUAGCGGGAGAAGAAGACGGUGCAUGCACUCAUUUUUCUCCUACUAUACUCCUGCCAGGUCACAAUGGCAGUGUGAACGUAGCCUUAUUUGCUGUGUUCAUAAGGUCAAAAUGGCCUGUGUCCUUAAAGGAUUAAAAUGUCCGUGUUAUUUCAAAAAGAAUUUAACGUGACAAAACUUUUGAUUGGUGGUAGUCUCAGUACUAACUACCCCACUGAUCAGGAGAUCCAUUCUGUCAUUCCUUUUAGUAUGACCCCAUCCUAGGCACAACCCUCUUGGUAGGUCCUCUCUUCAGUCUCUUCACUAGUGAGGUCUAGAAUGCAGUUGCUUCGGGCAGAUCUUAUCACCAGCUUCUCCAUUCUCCUCAACUCACUUUUGUAGGAUGAAGGCGCUGCAGGGAGCCAUUUAUCAGGAGCACCUCCACUCUAGACACAACCAGCUAUCUCAGCCCCCUCUCGUUGUCUCCUUGUUUUCUCUAGAUCACGUGUCAAUUAUAUGUCUUCACCACCAUGUCCACAUCCGAACUGGGGGGGCGAGGAUGUCUACAGACUUCCCUAAGUCUUUCCCAACUCACAGCGCCGUGCACACGGCCACAACCAAUAUGUCGGCCCCAUGCACAACGUACGCACGCACGCUGUAAGGGCAGUUCUAAAGAGGACCCCCAGAACGCCUGGUCCUCCGUCUCCCUGGAGACAAGGCUGUCCGUGGCGCCUCUCUCUAUAAAUGCCUUUGACUACAACUGCCAUGUGGACCUCAUAAAACUCUUGAGGCAGGAGGGGGAGCUGGACAGAUUAAGACGUGCCCGCCAGAAGAUGAGUGAACUUUUCCCUCUAACUGAAGAGAUAUGGUUGGACUGGUUGAAGGAUGAGAUGAAAAUUGCCGAAGAUGAUUCAAGCCGUGAGGCGGUUUAUGAGCUGUUUGAGAAAGCUGUUAAAGAUUAUAUCUGUCCAGAAAUUUGGUUAGAGUAUGCCCAGUAUUCAAUUGGAGGUAUGGGCGAAGAGGGUGGCAUUGCCAAGGUUCGCACUAUCUUUGACCGAGCGUUAACAGCUGUUGGACUUCAUAUGACCAAAGGAUCAACCAUAUGGGAUGCUUACAGGGAAUUUGAGAAUGCAAUAUUAGGAACCAUUCAGCCUUUGCCCGGUACUAUUCCUUCAGCAGAACAACAGCAAAUGCUAAAUACCCAACUUGAGAGGAUUCACACACUUUUCAGACGACAGCUAGGUGUACCUCUUCUAGAUAUGGCAUCAACCUAUGCAGAGUAUGAAGAAUGGUCAGAAGAACCCAUUCCAGAGACUGUCAAUCAGAACUAUAUGAAGGCAAUAAAACAAGUGGACAAGUACAAGCCUUAUGAAGAAGCACUGCUGACUGCUGAAAUGCCGAAGAUGGCGGAAUACCAAGCUUAUAUUGACUUUGAAUUGAAAGAAGGAGACCCUGCUCGUAUCCAGAUUAUUUUUGAGCGUGCCUUAGCUGACAACUGCUUGGUGCCAGAUCUUUGGGCUAGAUAUACACAGUAUCUUGACAGACAGUUAAAAAUGAAGGAACUUGUCCUUGGCGCACAUGAUCGAGCUGUCAGGAAUUGCCCAUGGACAGUAGGCUUGUGGAAAAGUUAUAUCCUUGCCUUAGAGCGCCAUUGUGUUGAUCACAGCACCAUAACUGAAACUUUUGAAAAGGCCCUGAAUGCAGGAUUCAUUCAAGCCACAGACUAUGUAGAAAUUUGGCAGUCAUAUUUGGACUAUCUUAGACGAAGAGUGGACUUCACAAAAGAUUCCAGUAAAGAACAUGAAGAGCUAAGAGCUGCGUUUGUCCGUGCACUAGACUACCUUAAGCAGGAAGUGGAAGAAAGGUUUAGUGAAAGUGGCGAUCCUACUUGUAGUAUAAUGCAGAACUGGGCAAGAAUAGAGGCUCGAAACUGCAACAACAUGCAGAAGGCUAGAGAGCUCUGGGAUAGCAUCAUGACCAAAGGCAAUUCCAAGUUUGCCAAUAUGUGGCUGGAGUACUACAACCUAGAAAGAGCCCAUGGUGAUACUCAGCACUGUAGGAAGGCUUUACAUCGUGCUGUACAGUGCACUGUGGAUUAUCCAGAGCAUGUGUGCGAUGUAUUACUUGCCCUGGAGAGGACAGAAGGGAGCUUGGAGGACUGGGAUGCAGCUGUUAUAAAAACUGAAACAAAACUAUCAAGAGUAAACGAACAGCGUGCAAAGGCUGCCGUGAAGCAAGCAAUCCUUGAUAGGCAGGAAGAGGAAAAGGCUGAGCAGAGAAAAAAAACUCGAGCUGAGAAGAAAGCGAAGAAACCUAAAAAAGCCAAACCUGGGGAUAAACGCAAAGCAGAAGAUGAGGAAGAAGAUGAGGAAGAGUGGGGUGAGGAAGCAGCAGAACAACCCAGUAAGAAGCACAGACGAGAGGAGCAGUCUGAAGACAAUGAGGCAGAGGAGAUGGAGACUGAAACAGGGCUUUUUGGUAGGAGCACCUCCUUCACAAGCCAGGCUCGAUCCAAACAGAAACCGCCUGCCACAAAGGAACAGCCCAGGAUCCUUCAUAAUCCUAAUAAGGAAAACAUAACUGUUUUUGUGAGCAACUUGCCCUACAACUUGCCUGAUCCAGAGAAACAACUUAAAAAGGUUUUCUCUAGCUGCGGGGAGAUAUCCCAAGUCAGGGUUGUCUACACUAACAAAGGGACCUUCCGUGGAUACUGCUAUGUCGAAUUUACAGAGGAGAAAGGUGCUCUUGAUGCACUAAAAAUGGACCGGCAAGAGAUGAAAGGGAGACCCAUGUUUGUUUCUCCUUGUGUGGACAAGAACAGGAACCCGGAAUUUAAGGUAUUCAAGUACAGCACAGCUCUGGAGAAACAUAAGCUGUUUGUUUCUGGGUUACCAUUUUCCUGCACCAAAGAGGAGCUAGAAGAAAUGUUUAAAGAGCAUGGUACCAUUAAGCAGAUCCGUCUGGUAACCAAUCGGUCUGGAAAACCAAAGGGACUUGCAUAUGUUGAAUAUGAAAAUGAGGCCCAGGCUUCACAAGCUGUACUCAAACUGGAUGGCACACAAAUAAAGGACAAUACUAUUAAGGUGGCGAUUAGUAAUCCUCCUGCAAGAAAGCAGCAAGAGAGUCAAGAAGCUGCUCGGUCUGCAAUGAUUCCUCGACAAACCUAUGGAGCGAGAGGUAAAGGAAGAACCCAAGUGGCUCUCUUGCCCAGAUCUCUGCACCGUCAAAAUACACCAAGCACCACAAAAACAGAAAAUGGUACCCCCCAGACAACAGAGGCUUCAUCAGGCGCUGAAGGGGAGCCCCGGAAGAUGUCUAAUGCUGACUUUGCUAGGAUGUUGCUUCAAAAGUGAUUAAACCAAGACCUGUGCAAUGGGAAAAUGUGAAAAAAAUGACUGCCCUUUGUGACCUUAUCCAUCGAUACAGCUGCUUAUGGCUUCACUAAACGCUCAGACUGCAGAUUCUGCCCAGUUGGGCUUUACAUACAGUUUCUUUUACAGGUUGUUUGUUUUUCUAGUUCCUAUACUUAUUACCUUUUUAUGUUUUAAUAGUGCAGACUUUAGGCUUCCUUAUUUCCCUCAUAUUGAGGCAGGCAAGGCAAAAGUAGGGGUAGCUAAUAAUGGUCUGUUGAGGUAUGUUUUUACAACUGUUGUAGCAGGAUGUCUAUUGAUGACACUCAAUGGCAUAAGUCCUAGUGAAACGCCCAGAUCUGGGUAUUUUAUAUGUAUUACCCAUUUCAUGCUAUUUUUUUUUUUCCCCUGUGAAAAUUACAGUUCAUUUAUGUUGGUUAAAACUGGAUUCAAAUGUGUGCUGAACUCAAGCUGAUCUAACCAAUGUGCACUUGGCAAUGCUUGUGCAAUCUUAUGUUAGGGAACACUACAGCUUUUGUGACCUAUGUACUCACUGCCUGAGCUAUAUGGUGCAUUACUGGAUAAUGGGAUACACUAAAUGGCGUAUGUAUCACUUUGCAGUAUUGUAACAAUAUGCAUGUAGAACUUUGUUAGCUCGUUCAUUUCCUUUGUAGAUUUGACUGCAGUAUUCAGACUAAAACAAAGCCUUUCUAUAAGAGUACAUUAAUGUAUUCUAAAGGUUUUUCUUAUUUUCUUCUGUUGGCUGCGUAAAUGUACACAUUGUGAUAGUUUAAAAAUUAAUAUUGGAGGGGGUCUGGCUACUGAUCCCCCUCCAAAAAUGAAAAUAUUUAAAUGUGCUGCAAAAGGGGCUUUACUCAGUAGAGACAUGUCUCUGCACCUUACUUGGAGCUACAGUACCUUCAUUCUUGUCAUCAGUGGGGGUCUCAGCUCUUAGACUCCCACUGUUACAAAGCUGCACAUUGCCUCAUUCCUCCACACAGUUCACCAUCUUUUUAGGUGGGUGUGACACAGUUUCAUACCUAUUAGGAUGGUGACAAUGUAGACAUCCCUAAGGCAGCUAUAAGUAGCAUGUGAGGACAAUCACCCGACAUGUUGGUUAGUCUAUACAUUGUUUUUCAGUACCAGUGGGUUUUCUUUCUCUCCCCAAAAUCGUGGCAAAAUUACAAUAAGCUGUCACAUGUAAACUCAGUGUGUCCACUUCUCCGCUCUUGGCACUUCCACUAUUUCUUAGUUUAGAUGCUCGUGUUGCACAAACAUAAGACAGCUCAGCCAGCUUAAUGGAUCCAGAGUGGUAAGUGUCAUCUGAAUACAGACAUUAAUAUAUAUUUUUUAAUGUUAUCUAUGUUGUUCGCAUACACACACUGCAGGAGAGCCUGCAAUAAUCUACCUAACUCAACUGAGUUUCAUGAUCUCUAUUACAGAAUAGUUGGUUGUUGUGAAGCUUUUGUGUGUGGUCACACCUCUGCUGUGUAGAUACGUUGUACCUAAGGAAUAGGUAAAAAGAUGACCUGAUUAAACAAUGUAAUUGAUUCUUUAAAGAGGAUCUGCUAUUUGUAGUGGCAUCUCAAAGAUGCCCUAGUAUAAGGAGGUCUGUGUGAUGACCGAUUCUCUAGAAAGGCAUGUUCAAAGGCCUUUAUUGGAUAGUCAUAAGAAUAGUCAAUUCACAAAGCUGUGUCCAUUGUUUCCAUACGGCAUAGUUUCUAGUUUAUUUCAUAGUGGCUUUUGGGUUAUGCUGUUGCUUCAAGUUGUUUUAGAAUUCCACUCCACUGAUACUUAACCUAUUUCUAAGAAAUCUGGCUGCUGGUCCCAGUGGCUGCUAUUUGAUCUUCUAUAGGGUUAGAAAAUCUGGCAUGUUACGCAGUUACACAUUCCCACUCUCUUAUCACUGUAUUGCUAGGCAUAAUUGUAUUAAAGGACAUCUACAGUGCAAAAUAACUUAUCCCCUAUCCGAAGGAUAGGGGACAAGUUAUAGAUCGCGGGGGGUCCGAGCGCUUGGAUAGGGGAUAAGUUAUUUUGCACUGGAGUACUCCUUUAAAGAGCUUAAGUCAGUACAGCCCCUGAGGAAAUAGUUGUAUUGGCAGCCAGUUGUACUGGUUGUCGUCUAACUUUCUUUGAAGCAGAUAUACCUGAGAAAUGGAACAAAAUACAAGUUAAAGAGAAUCGGUCAGCUGCAAUUCCUGUAACAAACUGCUGACACUGUUAGAUUGCUUUCAGGGCAAGUAGACGCAUCGUACCUUUCAUAUAUCUGUCUGUGCUUCCAUAACGUAAAAAAAAGUUUUUAUUCCCUAGUGCAGUGGUCCGCAGGUUGUAGACCACUGCCCUAGUGCAAGGUUUUCUAAGUGCAGUCCUCAACUUUCCCCAACAGGUCAUGUUUUCAGAAUUUCAUUAGUCUGGUUAGGUACAAGAUUUCUGCUAGGUUUUCACACAGGUUUUUUUUCUGGUAUUUUUUAUUUUAUUUGGGAAAACUUCCACCACUGUUUUUGAGCCAAAGUCAAAAGUGGAUCCCACGUGAAGUAGUAUAAAUCCUUCCUUUUAUAGUUCUUUUGAAUAUACUUCUUGCUUUGGCUCAAGGACUGAAAAGACCUGUGUGGAAACCUAGCCUUAAAGGAUGUCUUAACUAUAACCCUAACAGCCAAUCAAGCAAGAACAAGAAAUAACCAUUUUCUGUGUUGUGGAAGCACAGGCAGGUAUAUGAAUGGCGGCACCAGUUGUCUCCUUGCCCUUACAGCUAUCUAACAGUGCCAGCAGUGUGGAAUGUGAGUUACAGAUGAGCUGAUAGAUUAGAUUCCCUAUCUUUUAGGUGAACUUUAAGCAGCUGGGCACUAGAGAUGGCCAGCGAAAACAUGUAGACAAGCUUCUUAGCUUUUUUAUUUUUUUGUUAUGUUAGUCACUUUUUUGAUUUAUAUGAAUAGGCUCUGUGAAUUCUGGGUGUUCUGCCUAGUAAUAAAACCUUUUCUGCAUGAUGCAGUCUGCAGCAAUGUCCUUCCAGGCAUAGAAGGCGACUUUACACAUUUCACUUCAUCAUUCACCUAAUCCUCUGUCCCAUUAAUGUCUCAAUACUUUUCUUUUUAUCUGUGAUGUCAACAGGAGGAGGUUUGAAAAUAUAUCAAUUUUUUUUUUCUUUCAGGAAUUUGUGGCAUGGUUUACCUCCUUGUACUAAUUUUAUUACAAUUGUAAUGACACAGAUAGUGGCCUCUCAACUCUGGACCUCCAGCUGUUUCAAAAUAACUUCCAGCAUGCCUGGAGGUCCAGAGUUUGGAGACCACUGACAGACAGAACCAAAAAUGUAUUUUUAAGUAUAGAUUUUGUUCUUUCAGGUUUUCUUUUGUCAGAUUCAAGAAAAUGCAAAAGCUUUGUAAAAUACAAUUGCAAUGGUCUAUUUAAAAAAAAGAAAGAAAAAAAAUAAUUAUUUUUUUAGUGCUCAGAGCCAGCAUUGAGGUGUUGCUAUUGGCAGAGUACUAGGUGGUAGCUGCAUUUUAUUGCAGACAUGCAUUUUUGUUUGGUUAUUUGUACGCCAUGCAGAUCUUGUGGAGUUUUGCUAUGUCCAUUUCUGGUUUAUUAAACUACAGUUACCUAAAAUGUCUUUAUGAAGCAA